CGACAGCACUAACAUUGUCCGAUGUUCCCUUCCGAAGCGCAAUGGAGCAAAGUGUCUUAGCAGCAUCAUGGGCAGACAUUUUGUUUACGGUUCUCAUCUUGUGGAGAUCGAUUGCAACCUCAUUCGAAUCCAUGACACUCCACAGACCAUCCGUUGCACUGAUCAAAAUUUCACCCUCUUGGACCGCCAGUGUCGAAACGUCUGGAUCGCUGACAAUGCCCUUAGAAGUAGCGAAGACGCCUUCGAGACUCCGGCCCACAGCAUAUUCAUAAUCUCCAACUCGGAGUGACCAACGAGACAAUCGACAUUUUGGCAUAGAAUAAUUUAGUCCGUCGCGUAUACCCUGAGCCAACCGAGCCUCUUCGGAUUGUGGUGUGUGGUCAAGCGUAGCAAACUUGACUUUUCCCUUCCCACUGACAACAAGGCUUCUCGAAUCUCCGCAAUUCAACAAGGUCAAUUCGCUGGAUGUUUCGUCUAGAGCUAGCAUAGAGCAAGUUGUACCAGCUUCGAGAUAUUCGCUCCCCGUCUCGGCUUUCAGAAUUCCUUCCACAGGAUCGUAAUCAGCUAUACACUCUCCCUCCUCUGUACACUUUUGUUUGUAUCUUUCGCAGACGACAUUCCACGAAUUUUCCAACGCGUCACCGACCGAUUGCAACCGACCUUUGAUUACAAGUUCUUCUGAAAACAGCCCCGGGAGGUCUUCGGAUACAAUUUGAGAUGCGGCGCAACCGCCAUGGCCAUCCAUAACACCGGCUACCAAUACAGAUCGGUCUUUUGCGUCGUGGAUCUCAUGCAAGACAAAGGUGUCCUCUUGUGUCGUCCGCCUCCCUUUCGAAGACCAAGCUCCUCGGUCAACUACUUCGAUCUCCACCUCGUCGGUUGGUUUCAUGGAAAUCGCCUCGUUAAUCCUUACCGACUUGCGAUCAAAAUGCAGACGGACAUUUUUGGUUGCUCUGGGUUGAUCCUGUAGCAUCCCGACUGCCCUUUCGAACCCUCCAUCUACGAAGGGAAGCUCUCCGAUACCAGACAGUCGAUCACCUAUCUCAAAAAUACCAAGUUCAUCUGCCUGGCUGUCAGGCACGAUACCCUUAACAAAGACUUCGCCGGGAAAAGCGUCUUUGGUAGCCUCAUUCCACAUGGGGAGGAAUUCGUCAUCUUCGUCCUCGUCCUCGGUGUCUUUUUCCGACAAAAUCAAUCCAAGAGGGGUGGAACGAGAAAAGGUUGCGACAAAAUGGAGCGGUCGACUGAUAGAAGGAAUUUCACACGUUUCAAGUGCUUCAACGACCAUACCGAAAUAUGAGUGGUCAAUAUCUAUGUCUUCUUCAUCCUCUAGCUUGAAUGACUUUAUUUCUCGCCAUCUCGCUAGCGCCUUCCGGGCACUCAGACGAUCUCGCGGUUCCUUUGCGAGCAAAUCUGUCAAUAAAUUCCAGAGACCCGGUCGUUCCGUCAAAUAGUUCAGAGCUUGGUCGAGCCCCACCGGACGAAGCUUCGUGGCCAGUUCGUUAUUUAACCACACGUUUAGAUCACAAUUAGCCUCUUCGACGAGCUGUUGCCGAAAGCCCGCAUCGACCCGUUCCUCUAGGUAUCCAAACAUCAGCUGGCAAAAAAUGAGACCCGCCGAGAAAACAUCGAAGGACUCAGGUGCCUCGUACAAAUCAAUAAAGAUUUCGGGAGCGGCAUACACCGGCGACACAGCGACACGGUUCCCAUUUUCGAGACCGACGCGUUGCUUGUUCCAUGCGCUCCCACUUGGUUCUAGGUCCGCGGCGCUACCAAAAUCCAUCAACAACAUGUUGCGAUCGUGAACCAACAAAUUGGCGGGCUUCACAUCUCUGUGGACUAUUUUGUGCUUGUGUACGUGCUCUAAAACGGUCAGUAAUGAUGGUAUAAUCACAUCUAGUGUUUCUUCAUAUGAUGCUGUGUCCAGAGCGUCGGUAAGAUGUCGCAGUUCGUGUUUUGCGAGCGCAGACUCCUUGACGUCAAGGCGCAUUAGGUCUUGCAACGAAGGUGCCGGUGCGGGAGUUUCUCCAUCCAUCGUUCCAACAAAUCCAAAGACCAUCCAAUUAUGGUCAACCUUUUCUUUUGGCAUGCCGUCGCCAUUUGGAGUUACUCUAAUGUUCUGAUUCGUCGUCCCUAAAAAAGGUGGCAAUUGUGGAUGCGGCGGCAAUUUGUCAAAGACGUGUUCUUCAACUUUCCAGUAGUACAUACAUCGCUCGGCGCGUUCCUUCGCGUCUUUAUCCAGCGAUUUCCCCUUUUCUUUUCUCUUUUCGGUCAGCUUUUGCAACAUCUCCUCGUAGCUCCAGGGGCGUUUUCCAACAUAAACUGCAGGUCCAUCGCGCGAUUUUGAUUCGAGCAAAUGAACAGUUCCAUAGGACCCGCUACCAAUGUUUCUAUCCUCAAUGAGGACAGCCCCUGCUUCCAGUGUUUCCGCUGGAGUCGUUCCUCUUGUCGAAUCGUGCACCUCUUGACCUGUGGAAAAGACUGUCCAUCGAUCCCAUUUUCUUGUCGUCGGCACCACGAACGAUGCAACUCCAUGCAGGUACACCAUGUGCACAGCCAUCAUCAAAAGAAGGAUCGAGGGCUUGCUCAUUGUUGACUCUAACUGCUGUUCCCUUCUUCUCGUCGCUAACCUUUCUUCAAUACCA
This is a messenger RNA of Pseudo-nitzschia multistriata, 2645 nucleotides long. Lineage: Eukaryota; Bacillariophyta; Bacillariophyceae; Bacillariales; Bacillariaceae. The record is from the annotation of a GenBank genome assembly.